AUGUCUGCUCCCGUCAAGACAGAGCAAAAGGCUUGUCUGAUCGUCAUUGACGGUUGGGGCAUCCCCUCCGAGGAGAGCCCCAAGGAUGGCGACGCCAUCACCAACGCCAAGACCCCGGUCAUGGACGAGCUCUACAAGAGCGCUACCGGCUACACCGAGCUCGAGGCCUCGUCGCUGGCCGUCGGCCUGCCCGAGGGCCUCAUGGGCAACUCCGAGGUCGGCCAUCUCAACAUUGGCGCCGGUCGCGUCGUCUGGCAGGACGUCGUACGCAUCGAUCAAACAAUCAAGAAGGACGAGCUCAGCAACAACCCCGUCAUCAAGAAGACCUUCGAGGGCGCUGCCAAGGGCAAUGGCCGCCUGCAUCUUUGCGGCCUUGUGUCCCACGGCGGUGUUCACUCCAAGCAGACCCAUCUGUACGCUCUCCUGAGAGCCGCCAAGAAGUACGAGGUCAAGGAGGUGUUCAUUCACUUCUUCGGUGAUGGCCGUGAUACCGAUCCCAAGUCCGGCGCUGGCUACAUGAAGGAGCUCGUAGACUAUCUGAAGGAGGUUGGCAUUGGUCAGAUUGCCACCGUUGUUGGCCGUUACUAUGCCAUGGAUCGUGACAAGCGCUGGGAGCGUGUCGAGGUCGCCCUCAAGGGUAUGUGCCUUGGUGAGGGUGAGGAGAGCGAGGACCCCGUCGCUACCCUCAAGGCACGCUACGAGAAGGGCGGCUCCAAGGACAAGGAUGAAUUCCUCACACCCAUCAUUGUUGGUGGUGAUAACGGCCGCAUCAAGGACGACGACACUGUCUUUUUCUUCAACUACCGAUCCGACCGAGCUCGCCAGAUUACCCAGCUUCUCGGCGACGUUGACCGAUCGGUGCUUCCCGAUUUCGCCUACCCCAAGAUCAAGGAGCUCGUCACCAUGACCAUGUACAAGACCGACUACCCCUUCGAUGUCGCAUUUGAGCCCCAGCGCAUGGACAAUGUCCUGGCCGAGUGGCUUGGCAAGCAAAAUGUUGAGCAGGUCCACAUUGCUGAGACGGAAAAGUAUGCUCACGUUACCUUCUUCUUCAACGGCGGUGUUGAAAAGGUCUUCCCUCUCGAGGAGCGCGACCAGAACCAGGACCUGGUUCCCUCCAACAAGUCCGUUGCCACCUACGACCUCGCCCCCGAGAUGUCCGCCGAUGGCGUUGCCGACCAGGUCGUCAAGCGCUUGGGCGAAGAUCGCUUCCCCUUUGUGAUGAACAACUUUGCGCCCCCCGACAUGGUCGGUCAUACCGGUGUCUACGAUGCUGCCAUCGUCGGCUGCGAGGCUACCGACAAGGGCAUCGGCAAGAUCCUCGAAGGAUGCAAGAAGAACGGCUACAUCCUCUUCAUCACCGCCGACCACGGCAACGCCGAGGAGAUGAAGUUCGCCGACGGCAAGCCCAAGACCAGCCACACCACCAACAAGGUGCCACUCCUGAUGGCCAACGCCCCCGAGGGCUGGAGCCUGCGCAAGAGCGGCGGCGUCCUCGGCGAUGUCGCGCCGACCAUUCUCGCGGCCAUGGGCCUGCCGCAGCCGGAGGACAUGACUGGCGAGUCUCUUCUGGAUAAGGACCUGAAGCGCAGCGCUGAUUAA
This is a messenger RNA of Cordyceps fumosorosea ARSEF 2679, 1602 nucleotides long. RefSeq names its product phosphoglycerate mutase, 2,3-bisphosphoglycerate-independent. Gene Ontology annotation, biological process: glucose catabolic process. The record is from RefSeq and is a predicted model, not a curated record. The coding region runs from base 1 to 1602 and encodes 533 amino acids. Gene Ontology annotation, molecular function: manganese ion binding. Lineage: Eukaryota; Fungi; Ascomycota; Sordariomycetes; Hypocreales; Cordycipitaceae. Gene Ontology annotation, cellular component: cytoplasm. The transcript is spliced from 4 exons.